AUGCCAAGAGGGUGCUUCCUGAAGAUGGCAGUAGACCUGCAGAACUCCUUGGCAAAGCCUGGGAUUGAUGAACUAACAAGCUGCCAGCCAUUCUCUCACCUGAAAAGCAACGCAAAAACAGUUUCACUCCCCAAAGUGACCGAAUUGACAUGGUACAGCUGCGGACCGACGGUGUACGACCAUGCACACCUUGGGCACGCCUGCUCCUAUGUUAGGUUUUAUAUAAUUCGAAGGAUAAUGACAAGGUUUUUUGGAAUUGAAGUUCUCAUGGUGAUGGGGGUCACAGACAUAGAUGACAAGAUUAUAAAAAGAGCCAAUGAGAUGAAUAUAUCACCAGUAGCUCUUGCUCGUAUUUAUGAAGAAGACUUUAAACAAGAUAUGGCUGCCUUAAAGGUCCUUCCUCCUACGGUAUAUAUGAGGGUGACUGACAAUAUUCCUCAGAUAAUUUCCUUUAUAAAAACCAUAAUUUCCAAUGGACAAGCUUAUGCAACCUCACAAGGCAAUGUUUAUUUUGAUGUUAAAUCCUGGGGAAAAAGAUACGGAGUGUUAACUGGUAUUAACCCUGAUACCCAAGAUGAAGCAGUUGAUUCUGAUAAACGACAUGGUAGAGAUUUUGCCCUGUGGAAGGCAGCCAAGCCUCAGGAGCUGUCUUGGAAUUCUCCCUGGGGAAAAGGACGACCUGGAUGGCACAUUGAAUGUUCCACGAUAUCAAGUGCAGUGUUUGGAAAGCAGCUGGACAUUCACACUGGUGGAAUAGAUCUUGCAUUUCCUCAUCACGAAAAUGAAAUUGCACAGUGUGAGGCGUAUCAUCAGUGUGAGCAAUGGGGGAAUUACUUUUUGCAUUCUGGACAUUUGCAUGUUAAAGGAAGUCAAGAAAAAAUGUCAAAGUCAUUAAAGAACUACAUAACAAUUAAGGAUUUCCUGAAGAAAUGUUCAUCAGAUCAAUUCAGAAUGUUUUGUUUGCGUGGCAGAUACAGCUCAGCAGUAGAAUUUAGUGAGGAGAGCAUGGAAGAUGCAAAGAACCUUCUUCAGGCAAUCUCCUCAUUUAUUAGAGAUGCAAACGCUUAUAUAAAAGGACAGCUGGUGUGUGACCCUGUUAGAGAAGAUAUAUUGUGGGAAAGGCUAGCCAGCACAAAAGUAACCGUGAAGGCUGCGUUUGCUGAUGACUUUGACACCUCCAGGGCUGUUGCAGCAAUUAUGGACCUCAUUCACCAUGGCAACAGACAGCUUAAGGCUGUUACUAAGGAUGCUGGAUCUCCUAGAAGCUCUGUUGUGUAUGGAAGCAUUAUUUCCUAUAUAGAAGGCUUUUUCAAUGCCCUUGGGAUGUCCUUUGGAGAAAGACAGGUGGCUGCGGGAGGAGACAAGUCGGCAGUGCUCUCCAGUGUCAUUGAAGAGCUGGUGAGGUUCCGCACGAAGGUCCGGCAUUACGCGCUGGCUCUGCCGGAAGCGGCAGAUGCUGUGCCAGUGGAGGACAUGGUGAGAGCUGAGGAACCCAAACAGGAGCUGAAGGAAAAGAGGAAGCAGUUAAUGCGUGAGAGAAAGCCCCUCUUGGAGGCUUGUGACAGUCUGCGUGAAGACCUUGCUGCCUUUGGAAUCCACAUAAAGGACAGAGCUGCUGUUUCAACCUGGGAAAUUGUGGAAGGAGGAAAGACAGAGAAGCAGACUGAGAAAAAAAGCUGAUCCUUCAUUCUUGGACUUUUUUAUUUCAGCUACUUUGGCAACUGUUGUAAAUACUAAUUCUUUCAAAAUAAAAUCUGUUGAACAGAA
Molecule: messenger RNA, 1767 nt
Organism: Hirundo rustica (Barn swallow)
Lineage: Eukaryota; Metazoa; Chordata; Aves; Passeriformes; Hirundinidae
Gene: CARS2
Product: cysteinyl-tRNA synthetase 2, mitochondrial
Exons: 16
Coding region: 1-1680 (559 amino acids)
Biological process (GO): cysteinyl-tRNA aminoacylation
Cellular component (GO): cytoplasm
Molecular function (GO): ATP binding; cysteine-tRNA ligase activity
Source: RefSeq, a predicted model, not a curated record